Molecule: messenger RNA, 5426 nt
Organism: Cuculus canorus (common cuckoo)
Lineage: Eukaryota; Metazoa; Chordata; Aves; Cuculiformes; Cuculidae
Gene: JOSD1
Product: Josephin domain containing 1
Exons: 5
Coding region: 2503-3111 (202 amino acids)
Biological process (GO): protein deubiquitination
Molecular function (GO): cysteine-type deubiquitinase activity
Source: RefSeq, a predicted model, not a curated record
CUUGAACACCUCCAGGGAUGGGGCAUCUAUGGCUUUUCUGGGUCAGUCACAAGCGGUGUCCCCAGGGCUCAGUCUUGGGGCCAGUCCUGUGGAGUAUCUUUAUGAAUUUUAAAUAUCUUUAUGAUUGAGAGAAGGACUUGGUGAUGCUGGUUGAUGAGAAGCUCGACAUGAGCCAGCAAUGUGCACUCGCAGCCCAGAAGGCCAACCAUAUCCUGGGCUGCAUCAAAAGAAACAUGGCCAGCAGGGCAAGGAAGGUGAUUCUGCCCCUCUACUCCUCUCUUGUGAGACCCCAUCUGGAGUAUUGUGUCUAGUUCUGGAAUCCUCAGCAUAAGAAGGAUAUGGAACUGUUGUAUCAGGUCCAGAGGAGGGCUACCUGAUCAGAGGGCUGGAGCACCUCCCAUAGGAGAACAGGCUGAGAGAGUUGGGCUUGUUCAGCCUGGACGAGAGAAGGCUCAAAGGAGAUCUUAUAGUGACGUUUCAGUACCUGAAGGGGCUAUGAGAAAGCUGGGGAGGGACUGUUUACAAAGGCUUGUAGUGAUAGGACGAGGGGCAAUGGGCAUGAACUGGAGAGGGGCAGAUUUAGAUUAGACAUGAGGAAGAAUUUCUUCAUGUUGAGGGUGGUGAGGCACUGGCACAGGUUGCCCAGGGAAGAUGUGGCUGCCUUAUCCCUGGAGGUGUUCGAGGCCAGGUUGGAUGGGCCUUAGGCAGUCUGGUCUGGUGGGAGGUGUCCCUGCCCAUAGCAGGGAUGUUAGAACUGGAUGAUCUUUAAGGUCCAUUCCAAUGCAAACCAUUCUAUGGUUUUAUGAUUCUAUGAAUGGUCUGGAUGAGGGGAUCGAGUGUUCCCUCAGUAAGUUUGCAGGUGACAACAAACUGGGAUGUUGAUCUGCUUCAGGGCAAGAAGGCUCUGCAGAGGGACCUGGACAAGCCUGAGUGAUGGAAGAAGGCCAGUUGCAAAAGUUUCAAUAAGGGCAAAUGGUGGAUUUAGCAAUUCAGUCAGAACAACCCCAUGCAGCGCUGCAAGGUUGGGGAAGAGUGCCUGGAAAACUGCCCGGCAAAAAAAAGACCUGGAGGUGCUGGUUGAUAGUGGCUGAACGUGAGCCAGCAGUGUGCCCAGGUGGCCAAGAAGGCCAACAGCAUCCUGGCUUGGAUCAGUCAUGGUGUGGCCAGCAGGAGCAGGGAAGAGAUGGUGUCUCUGUACUCAGUGCUGGUGAGGCUGCACCUCGGAUCACAGGUUUAGUUUUAGGCCCCUCAGUACAGGAAAGACAUUGACCUGCUGGAGCAUGUCCAGAGGAGGGCGAGACUGGUGAAGGGGCUGGAGAACAAGUCUUAUGAGGAUCUGCUGAGGAACUUGGACUGUUUAGCAAGGAGGAGGCUGAGGAGAGACUUUAUCACUCUCUACUCGACUGAAAGGAGGUUGUAGCGAGGCGAGUGCUGGUCUCUUCUCCCAAGUGACAAGUGACAGGAUGAGACGAAAUGGCCUCAGGCUGUGCCAGGGCAGGUUUAGGUUGGAUAUUAGGAAAAAUUUCUUUACUGACAGGGUGGUGAAGCACUGGCACAGGCUGCCCAGGGAAGCGGUAGAGGCUCCAUCCCUGGAGGUGUUCAAAAAACAUGUAGACGUGGCACUUGGGGACAUGGGUUAGUAGGCACAGUAGUGUUGGGCUGGCGGUUGGAUUGGAUUGUCUUAGAGGUCUUUUCCAACCAUAAUGAUUCCAUGAUUCUAUGUCUUUAAUCUCCAGCUUGGCACAAAGCGCAGCUGGGGAGGGUUCAUGUUUAUUCACCAGGUGGUAAACCACUUCAGUUGUCCUGGGUUUUUUAUCAUAGCGUGAAAAUCGACGCUCUCAUUAAUUAAGCAGGGUGGCUUGUGAGGAAUUGCCUUCCCCGGAGCCCAGACCUGGUGUUUUUUUGUGGCCUACGAAGAAAUGGUUUACGGUUUCCUUUCCUGAGCUGCUGUUGGCAUCAUCUUCUUCCCUGGAUUUGGGCAUUCCCAAAGGAAUGGAGGAUUGCAGCUGUUGAGCCCUUAACCACCCUGUGCUCCCAUAAGGCAGCACCAGAAGCUGGCAUCAUCUUCUGCGCUUUGGCACUUUGGGGGUGGACCUCUCCCUGUUACCUGCUCUGGGUACCUUUCUAGUGGCACUGUAGACCAAAGGAGAUGGAAGAAAAGGAGCGAUGUGUUAAAUUCCAGCUAGUAUCUUGAGACUAAGAGGAUUCAUAUCUUUUGACUUCUUUUUUUAUAUUCUUUUUCUGUGGGGGAAGGGAAGUACAACAUUUUAUGGGGUAUGGGAGGAGGGAGGAAAAAUACGUUGCAGAUCUUUAUGUGGUUUUUAAAACCAGCCAUCAGAGGCAAUUACUGAAUAAACUGAAGUACGAGGGGAGGGUUUGUGAGCUGGAAGCAGUGCUAGUGUACAAAAGAAAGGGACUCUGGGCUGCUCUUGUGACUGUGGAGGAAGAAACUUCAGCCUCCCUCGUUUCUCACCACCUACUCUCCACCCACCCUGUGAGAAAAUGAGUUGCGUGCCAUGGAAAGGUGACAAGACCAAAUCGGAAUCAGCAGAGCCACCCCAGCAACCACCACUGCAUAUUUACCAUGAGAAGCAGCGCAGGGAGCUGUGUGCCCUGCAUGCCCUCAACAAUGUCUUCCAGGACAGCAACGCCUUCACUAGGGAAACCCUGCAGGAGAUAUUUCAGAGGUUGUCUCCCAAUACCAUGGUGACGCCCCACAAGAAAAGCAUGUUGGGAAAUGGAAACUAUGAUGUGAACGUGAUCAUGGCAGCACUUCAGACCAAAGGCUACGAGGCAGUUUGGUGGGACAAGCGCAGGGAUGUUAACGUCAUUGCCCUGUCUAACGUGAUGGGCUUCAUCAUGAACCUGCCCUCCAGCCUUUGCUGGGGCCCCUUGAAGCUCCCCCUCAAGCGUCAGCACUGGAUCUGCGUCCGGGAGGUGGGAGGCACCUACUACAACCUCGAUUCCAAACUCAAGGUGCCUGAGUGGAUUGGAGGUGAAAGUGAGCUCAGGAAAUUUUUGAAACACCAGCUGAGAGGAAAGAACUGUGAACUCCUGCUGGUGGUGCCAGAGGAGGUGGAAGCACAUCAGAGCUGGAGAGCUGACGUGUGAUCUGACCAACUCUGUCCUCCCACUACAGCUCUUCCCCUUCACUGAACUCCCAACAACAUGAAACCUGGAUAACGGGUGCCCCAACUCUUCUCUUCUGGAACUUCCUUUGUUAGGCUCUUCUCUUCCUUUCUUGGUGCAACAGGGCAACGGCGUAGGAUGUUACAGGGGGGUGGGGGGAAGAAUUGAGGGCACGGUGUAGGAAAGUGGAAGCCAAUCACUUUAACUGCGAGGGCGAAUGAGCUGCAUGCCCUUUCCCUGCCUAGAAGGCAUUAAAACCAGGCUCUGGGGCUGGAGUGCUGGCAAGCCUCUGGCCUCCCUUUCCCCACAUAGGUCAAGGCUGCGUGUUGUGGGACACUGCUCCCUGUAGGGCCUGAUGAGGAGGAGCAGGGGCCGAGCACACUGCUGCCUCUUUGCGAGGCUCUCCCUCCAAAACAAGUUGUUGUGAAGACGUUUGCAGUUCCUAAGGGUCUUCUCUCGGGACACUCUCAAACAGUAGGAAUGGUACAGUGCUCGGCACAGCCCUCUGCUGCUUAGGGAUGGCUUGUGCCAAGAAUUAGAGAACAGUAAUAAAACCAGCGUCAUCUUUCAAGAGAUUCCUUGGGUAGCUAGAGGAUUCUUCCCCAGUGUCCCCAGGGAUCUGUGUGCGGCGAGCGGUUGUUUGGCAGCACGUGGCUCUCUGAGGCCUGUGGAAACAGCAAGCACAGGCAAGUGAGGAGUAUCAAGUUUCUGUAUCGGAGAAAGGCCGUGGUCUGCUUGGGUUUCUUUGUGCUAUGUUGGGUUUUCGUUUUUUAAUCUCUUGGUUUUCUGCAUGGUUACCCGGUAGUUUAGGGACUGCUUGGUGAGAGGAAUAAAAGUGAGGGGGUUUUGAGAGGAAUUUAUUCCCUUUUUUUUCCCUCUUUCCAGAAGUCUGUCCCACAGUGGCGGAUGUCAUGUGAAAUGCUACAGAAAGAGGGACAAAGAAAAAGUGGGGGAAGCCUUUAUAAUAAUCAGGUUUUCCCCUUUUCAUAGCCACAAGCUGAUGAUGUGGGAGAUGCAGAGUCUAUCAGAACCUUUGGGUGUUAGAGAGAUCCUGGCCUGCUAGUUGAACCAACCUCUCUUAGUGCUGGCCGACAAACAUUCCUUUAAUGGAUGAAUCACUUUUUCCUCCCUUCCCUUCCAUAGGGAAGAGUGACUAGACAUGGACACACUAAGAGGGAUCUGUACCAGCUGUUUCCCAGUCACCUGAGUGAGCUGUAGGUCAGCACGCCUUCCACAGCAGGAGGAGCAAGCACAGGAUUUGGAAGGGGCUUCAUUGCAUUUAGUACUUCCUGGCUGAGCGACUGUGUGCUUCCCUCCGGUAUGCAUGGGAUGUCCUGGUUAAACAGCAAUCUCUGGGAUGUGAUGCAGCCCGUAGGAUCCCUGUCCAUCAUGCAGGAAGUGUCAUUAUUAGUGUUUGAGCUUGUGAAGGGAGGGUCUGUAACUACCUUUUCUCAGUUAUUUUACUCUCAAGAGCUCUGCAAAUGCAUGUGCAGGUGCUGGAAGCUGAGAGACCACCAAAAUCGCACCUUCCCAACAGAGGACAGAGGCCCACCAGAUGAUGGGACAAUGCAGUUUGCUGAGCCCUGGACAUCUGGCAGGCACCACUUUGCAGCCUUUUGAGCACAGCAUCCUGCCAUGAAGGGCAUAUGGCUCCUAUGUUUUAAAGACCCAACGUUUCUAUAAAAAGUCCAAUUUCAUAACACAUUCCAAAUGACCGAUACCAGCCUGCAGUUUUUAAACACUUUACCGGCAGGAUGCGCAGCCUGCAGGCAUUCUGCUUGUGACUUGAAGCCAUUUCAAGGGGUGGGGGAAAUAAAUAUCAACAGCAGCAUUUUCUAUGCUGAUUAAAGAUGCACUUUGGAGAAACCCUGUCUGCAUGGGAACCGCAAGCCAACAGAUCAGUGCACAAUAUGCAAAGAUGUUUCAAAAUAUUUGGGGGGCUACUUUCCUUGCGUGUCAGCCCCUUUCCUGUGGGGCGCAAGGGGAAACUGAUCCAGCUGCUCAGGUAAUGGGAAAGCAAAGGAUCAAAGCCCCACGAGAGGGUGGGUGAGCUGGUCCAGUCCCACUGCUUGGGAAGGGGGAAGCCCCUCUUUGUUUUCUUGCUUGUUUGGUUUUGUUGGAGCCUGGUCUUUGGGUUUGUUUACAGAGAUGUAUUUUGUUUAACCAAAUACUAAAAAUGGAAAAAAAAAAAAAAAAGCUGUUUCCAUGUAAACGUCCUUUCACUUCUGUACAUUCAGCGGGAUUUGUUCUGUAAUGAAGUAUGUAAAGGAAAAAUAAAUCUUUUGGUUAUAAAAGUG